Messenger RNA from Cygnus atratus (black swan), 4748 nucleotides. RefSeq names its product EGF domain specific O-linked N-acetylglucosamine transferase (gene EOGT). Bases 251 to 1834 code for a protein of 527 amino acids. The record is from RefSeq and is a predicted model, not a curated record. Gene Ontology annotation, molecular function: protein N-acetylglucosaminyltransferase activity. The transcript has 17 exons. Gene Ontology annotation, cellular component: endoplasmic reticulum lumen. NCBI's taxonomy places the organism in Eukaryota, Metazoa, Chordata, Aves, Anseriformes, Anatidae.
GCCCUCAGGGUGGGGGCGGCCCUGGGCCGGCGGCCGCCUUUUUCCCCCGCCGAGCCUGCUCGGGCUGGGCUGGGUUGGGCCGGCGCCGUGUGCUCCCCCCCGGCCGGCCGCCAGCUGCCGCGGCGGGAUGAGGAUUAAGGCUGCCGGGCCCACGGGCCGCGGGGCUUUGCGGGGCGGCCGGGUGUGAGGUUUGCAUACCUGGGAAAUCUGACGAGGUUCUCCUCAAACUAAACAGAACUUGAAGGUUGCCAUGUUCAUGUUGCUUAUGUUUGGAUUGCUACUGCAAGAAAUCCUGGCUAAUUCCCAAGAUGAAAAUCUUACUGAAUUCAAAAACAUUCCAGAAGAACCAUUAUAUAGCUACAAAACUAUUAACUUGCCAGAUGAGCAUAUUCCAUACUUUCUGCACAACAAUCAGCACAUUGCUGGCAUCUGUAAACAGGACUCUCAUUGCCCAUACAAAAAUUACUUGAAGAAACUAAAAUCCUGCUGGGGUUAUGAGAAAUCCUGCAAAUCAGAUUACAGGUUCAGUUACCCGGUGUGUGAUUAUGUUGAAACUGGAUGGGCAAAUGACAUUGAGACAGCCCAACAGAUAUUCUGGAAACAAGCUGACUUUGGUUACGUACGAGAGAGGCUGAAUGAAAUGAAAACCCAUUGUAAGCCUGCAGUAACAGGAGAUUCAUCUCUGGCCUGUUCUCAAUACCUUCAGCAUUGCAGGGCGACAAACUUAUACAUUGAUUUAAGAACUGUAAAGAGAAACCACGACAGAUUCAAAGAAGACUUCUUCCAGAAGGGAGAAAUUGGAGGUCAUUGUACCCUUGAUGUUCAAGCAUUUUUGGCUGAAGGUCAACGCAAGAGCCCUCUGCAGUCUUGGUUUGCAGAACUCCAGACAUUUACUGCAUUAAACUUCAGGCCUCUAGAUGAUGACAAGUGUGACGUUGUUAUCGAAAAGCCAACAUACUUCAUGAAAUUAGAUGCAGGUGUUAAUAUGUACCAUCACUUCUGUGACUUCGUCAAUCUUUAUAUCACACAGCAUAUCAAUAAUUCCUUCAGUACUGAUGUCAACAUAGUCAUGUGGGACACUAGCUCGUAUGGCUAUGGUGACCUGUUCAGUGAGACAUGGAAGGCAUUUACCGACUAUGAAAUAAUACACCUGAAAACCUUUGACUCUAAAAGGGUAUGCUUUAAAGAAGCAGUCUUCUCAUUACUGCCUCGGAUGCGGUAUGGCUUGUUUUAUAACACACCAUUGAUCUCUGGCUGUCAUGGAACAGGCCUAUUUAGAGCAUUUUCUCAGCAUGUGUUACACAGAUUAAAUAUCACCCAAGAAGGACCCAAGGAUGGGAAAAUUCGAGUCACAAUACUUGCACGCAGUACAGAUUACCGGAAAAUAUUAAACCAGAAUGAGCUUGUGAAUGCUUUGAAAACAGUAUCAGCGUUGGAGGUCAAAGUGGUAGACUACAAAUACAAGGAACUUGAAUUUUCAGAGCAGUUGAGAAUCACGCAUAACUCUGAUAUAUUCAUUGGGAUGCACGGAGCUGGACUUACCCAUUUACUCUUUCUACCAGAUUGGGCUGUUGUUUUUGAACUAUACAACUGUGAAGAUGAACGUUGUUACCUGGAUCUGGCAAGGCUGAGAGGCAUUCAUUACAUCACUUGGCGAAAAAGAAAUAAAGUAUUCCCUCAAGAUCAGGGGCACCACCCAACACUGGGGGAACAUCCAAAAUUUACAAACUACUCUUUUGAUGUGGAAGAAUUCAUGUACUUGGUGCUUCUGGCUGCAAAUCAUGUUUCACAGCAUUCCAAGUGGCCAUUUAGGGUAAAGCAUGAUGAAUUCUAAAUUAGACUGAAAUACUAUUUUUUAAAUAAUGCUCCAUAAAAUAUUGUAACAACAUAAAGCAAAAUGCUGGUGUGAAAAAAGUAAACCUCUACGAGGGAAGUAACUCAUUAAUUUGUCAGACCACUUCAGGGCACCAUACCUUACCUUUGUCAUCUGUCUCUUUAAUUCUGUGGGUUUUCCGAAUAUAAAAAUUAUCAGAAUAUUUUUGGUUUUCCCCCCCACUAUAUUUUUACAUUCCAGAUUGUGAAAUACUUGUUGUCUUUAUACAAAGAUAUGUCCAUCCAUUUCAUUUAAGAGUUUUUUGGGAGAGGUUAGAUACUAAUUUUGUUAAGUAAAAAUCUGAAUAGGAAUUGUCAUCUUACUGUAAGGCACUGCCCAGUAUGUCAUUUAGAGUCAAGUUACAUGACACAGUAGUUCUAAGAUGUCUGGUUAGUUCCUUUCUGUCACUGUUUGUCAUUGCUGUGCUUGGCCAUUUAUUGUUUCUAGGUUAGAAGAGCUUCCUUUCGAAAAAUAGUGGUUGUAAGAAUUAAGUGGUUAAGGAAAUUUUAAUUUUUGUCGUUUAAUACAAGAGAAACUGCAGACUUCUAUUUCAAGUUCAGAAACAUUUUCAAGGUAGAGAGCAGUGUUUCUGAUGUUCUUGCGUUUGAAUAUAAACUUUGACUUCUCCCUCUUGUUUUAAAUGCUAAAAUAGAACUGAUCUGCUAAGUAGGUUUAGUCAAUCUUCUCUCUCAAAGCAAAUAAAUCUUUUGCUAAGUGAAUACUUACAAACUUCAGGUAUCUGGAUAUUUCCUACAUUUCACAUAAAACAGCACUUCUGCAAUGGAAAACCUGAGCAAAUUGGAAUAAAACCUCAUCUUUUUGAGGAUGCUAAUGGGAAUGGAUUUUUUUUAAUGACAAAUGAUAAGACAUGGUGUAUUUCAGCUGCAGCUGGAAGGAAAUGAAAUCAUGAGGAACUUUGUUUUUGGAAUUGCUAAAAUCUGGAUCUAUUAAUAUUUUUCUUUUUUAAAAAAAAAAAAAGUUGAAGAGUCAGUCUAGAAAACUUUGGAAAAUCCUUCCCCAGUCAGUAGCAUAGUUCGCUGUUUUCAUUGAAGGAAAUACUAAGCCAAAGUUGAGUUCUUUAUAAAAUUCCUGCAGUAGUACUGGGGGGGGAAGGCAGGCUGGGGGAUGAAGUAGUAGUUUUGUAUUCUUAAGUGGGGCCAGAAGGAUGUGUGGAAGAAUCAUUUUCAGUGUGAUUUUUUAAAAAAAAUUUAAAAUUAAAAAAUAAAAAUUCCAUUACACUAUGGAUUUUCUUUGAGACUGUAUUCCCAUGAUAGACUUGCAGUAUAAUCAUAUGGUCUCAGUGGCUUAAAGCAAGGCAUACAUUUGUAUGCAAAAGCAAGACAGUUACAGUAAAUGUAAACACUCCACUGGUAUAAUUGUAGAUAUUAUUGACCGCUGUUCCCUAACAGUCAUAGGCAAUUUCACAGAGUGUAGGUACGUUUACUGACCUGCCUAUACUGGUAAAAAUGAGUUACGGUAAGCAUAAUUUUCAUAUAGAUCUCUCAUGACCUUAAGCAGUGCAUAGGAAAAGCUAGAUACAGCUGAUACCCAAGGUAUAUUGAGGUGUUUGGUGCAAUUUUUAGUGUAUUGUGUUACUGAUGGAUAAAACUUUUACAUUAAAGAACAUUGGAAGCAAAAUUGCACUUCUUGAUAUGGGGGGAAAAGCCUUUAGGAAAUACAAUUUCCUGUAUUUGUGUAUUUUUAAUCUUUUUAGGAUUUUUAAAGAAAUAAAUGUAUAAAACUUAAGUCAGUAAAAUGUCUGAGGAGAGAAGAAAACACAACAAUUCAAAAUAAAGACAUUUUAAGAAUUGUGCACAGAUGUAUUUGAUAACUUUUCUAAUAAAAGCUUUUUAAUAAAAAAGUAUAAAACUUUUGGGCAUAGUUUGUCAGAUUUUGGAGGCAGGUGUUUUUAGAUGCUGUUAGUUGCAUAGAGUCGUGUCGCUGUCUCUUCCUGCCAUGACAACGUGACGUUCUGAGGUCCGAACUGAUACUCAGUUAUUUAUCUGGGAAUCAUUUGCAGAUAGAUCAUGCUGUUGUAUUUGCGCUGAUGGGUUUGUUGCCGGGGGGUUUACGAUUGUUUUGUGGAAUGCAUUUGUGUAUGUUUAACUUCCUGUGCUGCAGAUGAUGCUGUUGAAGCCAGUGUGUGAGUACAAAUGUUUGCAUUUUUACAGAAGCAGCUAAUGAGGAGCUUCGCUUUCAUGCUAUGCUAGGACUCACUAAAGCAAGUGGCCAACCAUAUGCCUGAAUGUGUGCAGGAGAGGCUGUGGGGACUUAAUCCAAGGGCAAAAUAUCCUGAUAAUGUUCACCUGUUCCAGCAAAUUUGAGUGUAAUGUCAACCGUCGAUGGCCAAAGUAUUCUUUAGCCUUUAUGGCUUAGUAUUACUGGGAUGAAAAUACUGUUUUUGUUGACUAGCUUUACGAAUAGUCACAAAAUUAUCUUGGCAGAAGAAAGCCUUUAUUGGAUUGAUGGGAUUUUGCUGAUAAAUCCUGAGAAAACUUGGACAACAGCAAAGAUGUGGCAUGGGUGACUUUCUUAAAGAAGUUCUGGGCCAUCUCGCUCUGCCAGCAAAUUGGAAUUGGAGGGAAUCUGGGUGACUUUGAGCCACUUGUUCUUUAGGCAAGGUAUAGUUUUGGAUUAUAUUUUCCUAACAGACUGUAGGAAUUUUAUUCCUUCCUACUUUUGAUAUUUUUUUUUGUCUGUAGUUCACUGAUGUAUAGAGUCUGUUUUUAACUGGCACGUUGGCACCAGCAUGAUGAAUUUAGCUUUGGCACUUAAUGAAUGCUGCCAAUCCUGAAUGCUACCAGGAUUGCCUGUGUUUCAUGUACAGUGUAAACUGAGAGCUGGUUUUUGAAAUAAAAAUUAACUUAUGAAUGCA